Molecule: messenger RNA, 1416 nt
Organism: Oikopleura dioica
Lineage: Eukaryota; Metazoa; Chordata; Appendicularia; Copelata; Oikopleuridae
Source: the annotation of a GenBank genome assembly
AUGGUAAUUCAUCUAAAGUACAGAACGAUCGAAGCCGAUCUCACGCGCUUUCUGUCCAAAAACAGCCACUUUCAAGAUCAAGAAUCCGCCUUUGAAAAAAUCGCAGAGCAGUACAGUUCAGCAUUGAUCGAGUCAAACAACCGCAAACGAAUUAUCAUGGGCGAAAUGGACCAAAUCAAGGGUCAAGUUAAGAAAUGCCACGAAUAUACAAAUUGUAUCAUCCCUGACAUUCCCAACGAACAUGUUACAGCAAAAUUUCAACAAGAACUUGAAGCGGCACACUCUCUCGUGAGUGAGUUCAAAAAGCUUCGCACCGACGAAUUCGAGGAAAUCUGUAAACAAGAAGCCUCUCUCAAGCGAGAAAUUGAUGUCACUAUACGUCGAGCAACCGAGAUAGAGCGGAAUAAAGAAGUAUCCCACGAGAAAGAGAAUCACUACAAAAAGCGCAGCUUGAACACCGGAAACGCUUCUAAUGGCCGCGAUCAAGCAGUACAGCAGUUUCAGGAUUAUGUGGCGAAACACGGUCAUUGUGGAAGCUGGAACAUGGUGGACCACAGUGUUUUCAUAAAAACCUGGAAGAGAGUGUGCUCGCAAGAAUACAAAGACAACGUGGCCGAUGUAGAAUCUCUCGAACACGACAGCGCAGUCAUGGAUGAAUUCCAGCAGGCUCUGCCCGGACGAACGAUGAAAGACAUUAGCGACCAUCUACAAUGGUAUCAGCGCUACUACAAACUUGAAUAUGGGCAAAGAACCGCCAUCCAGAAGUGGAAAAAAGAACGCAAAAAGCGCCUCGAGGAGUAUCGCAGUGGCCAAGUAAAAAAAGCAGCUGUUGCGCAUGAAAAUAACGCCAAAUCUAAUGAUAAGAUUGAUGUUAUUGCUGCGAAGAAAAAAGCUAGAAUCGAAAAGUGGAAGCAAGAAAAGGAGCAAGCUGAGGAACAAAUACGGCUCCAAGAAAUUGCAAGAAAAGAGCUGGAAGAAAAGAAGAAAAAGAAAGAGAUAGCGGAGCGACGCAAAAUUCUUCAGGAGCGCGACUUACAGCGUCAGCGAGAUUCCGACGCUCUCAAACGAGUUAGAGAACAAGAAAAGGAAAUGGAAAUCGAGUAUAAGCGAAAGAAGGGAGCUGAAGCUAAUGCGAAAGUCAAAAGCUUAACUGCUCGGGACAUCGUGUCAAGGCAACAACAAACGCGCGAGAGGCAAGAAUCUGAGCGGAUGAAGAAUAUCGAGAAACAAAUCAAAGAGACCCGACGAAAGCAAAGAAAUGAUCAGCUAGCAGACUGGGAUCCAACAAGAGUUUAUCAGCCAACUUCUUCCCAUCAAAGACGGCUUAUGUCGACAGAAAACCCUUCUCAGCCGACACGCACCUUUAUUCUUCAGCCUGGAGGCCGCGCACAAGCUUCUUGGAGAGCGGGACUAUGA